AUAUUAUCAUAGGAUAGGUUAUGAUGUCAUCUAUGUAUCCCUACGAUACUGCGUAGUGCUCGCCGGCGAUGACAAUUGAUAAUAACACGAGUGUUCGUUUAACGGCUAGUACACCGGCACGGAGAAACGAUAAAGGACGGGACUCAUCGUCGAGUUAUGCGAGGCGUCUAUACUGUGCUUUCGACGGUGUAAGCAACGACGACCAGGCCGGGGACGUUGGCAAGAUCUUGGAAUCUUGACGUUGACAGCAGUUUCGUUCUAGUUGCCCUAAUGCCGAACUUCGUACCUGAAGCUUCCUUCAUCGAUCCCUCAAGCAUGAGUGUUCUAGCGUGGAACGGCAUCAUGCUGCGACCAAAUGUCAGAAGCCCAGAAAUUGACGAAGAACACCAAAGAAUGGGCAAGCUAGAGAAGCUAGAUUGGACUUAUACAAUGAGAAGAGAUAUGCAGGAGGUGAUACCUGGUUUAUUUCUUGGUCCGUAUAGUGCUGCCAGUCGCUCUAAAUUGCAGACUUUAAAGGAUCAUGGAAUAACACAUAUAGUUUGUGUGAGACACGCUCUUGAGAUUAACUUUAUAAGGCCAAACUUUCCCUCAGACUUCAAAUACCUAGUCUUGGAGAUCGCCAAUACAUUUGUGGAAAAUAUCAUGCAACAUUUCAAAGCAUCAACUUCAUUUAUUGAUGAUGCUUUGGCUUCGGAUGGACGAGUCCUGGUUCAUGGAAGCAGUGGCACUUCGAGAUCCGCCACAUUAGUCUUGGCAUACAUUAUGGAAACUUACAACGUUUCACUAGGUAGUGCCUACACGGCACUGCAGGAAAGAAGAUUCUGCAUAAAUCCAAACAGAGCUUUUUUGAAGCAACUAGAAGAAUAUGAACCCAUCUACAAGGCGGAGAAAGCGUUGCAAAAUGAACCAAAUUCAAAAAAUCGAAGCAACAAGCGAACAAUCCAACAGAUUGAAAAUGACAAUGUUACAAAAAGUGAUUAAAAACAUGAUGGAAUGUUAAUGAAAAUUGAGGAAAAAUAGGAAGAAGAUUAAAGCUAUCAAGAUUCGUAUUAGACAAAUGAAAA
Molecule: messenger RNA, 1064 nt
Organism: Vollenhovia emeryi
Lineage: Eukaryota; Metazoa; Arthropoda; Insecta; Hymenoptera; Formicidae
Product: serine/threonine/tyrosine-interacting protein B-like
Exons: 5
Coding region: 271-981 (236 amino acids)
Biological process (GO): regulation of ERK1 and ERK2 cascade; negative regulation of SCF-dependent proteasomal ubiquitin-dependent catabolic process; protein dephosphorylation
Cellular component (GO): nucleoplasm; cytoplasm
Molecular function (GO): F-box domain binding; protein tyrosine/serine/threonine phosphatase activity
Source: RefSeq, a predicted model, not a curated record